Molecule: messenger RNA, 2180 nt
Organism: Oryzias latipes (Japanese medaka)
Lineage: Eukaryota; Metazoa; Chordata; Actinopteri; Beloniformes; Adrianichthyidae
Gene: dnajc11a
Product: DnaJ (Hsp40) homolog, subfamily C, member 11a
Biological process (GO): cristae formation
Source: RefSeq, a predicted model, not a curated record
ACAACGAGUCGCUUUGUGCUCUAUUUGACACGAAGAAGAGAUGACCGGGCAUAAACAUGGCGGCUGCCUUAGAUGAGGAAGAUAUCUCAAAUGAAGAUUAUUAUUCCCUUCUAAAUGUCAGAAGAGAGGCCACACAGGAGGAGCUGAAGGCGGCAUACAGGCGUCUGUGCAUGCUGUACCACCCCGACAAACACAGGGAUCCCGAGCUAAAGCGCCAAGCAGAUCGGCUUUUCAACAGUGUACAUGAAGCUUAUGAAGUGCUUAGUGACCCACAGACACGAGCGAUCUAUGAUAUCUAUGGCAAGAGAGGACUUGAUGUUGAAGGAUGGGAGGUGGUGGAGAGGAGAAGAAGCCCAGCAGAAAUCCGAGAGGAGUAUGAGCGGCUCCAGAGGGAGCGAGAGGAGAGAAGGCUUCAGCAAAGGACCAACCCAAAAGGAAUGAUAAGCGUUGGCAUUGAUGCCACAGACCUUUUCGACAGAUAUGAGGAGGACUUUGAGGAUAUGGUUGGAGGUGGACUUCCAUAUGUAGAAAUCAACAAGAUGCACAUAUCCCAGUCAAUAGAAGCUCCUCUAACAACCAGAGACACAGCCACUCUGUCUGGAUCCUUGUCCACCCACAAUGGAAAUGGAGGUGGAACCAUCAACUUGGCCCUCAGAAGAGUCACCUCUACGAGAGGGUGGGGCGAGGUGGAGUUAGGAGCUGGGGACGCUCACGGACCUCUCUUCGGAUUGAAACUAUUUCGCAAUUUGACGCCACGCUGUUUUGUGACUGCUCAAUGUGGACUUCAGUUUUCAUCACAAGGCGUGCGUCCUGGGGUGACCACGGUGCUUGCCCGUCACCUCGACAAGAACACUAUGGGUUAUCUUCAGUGGCGCUGGGGGAUCCAGUCGUCCAUGAAUACCAGCAUAGUGAGGGACACUAAGAGCAGCCAUUUCACUCUGGCGUGUCAGCUUGGCAUUCCACACACAUUUAUGAUGAUGAGCUACCAGUACAAGUUCCAGGAUGAAGACCAGACAAAGAUCAAGGGCUCAGUAAAGUCAGGUUUCUUCGGGACUGUAGUGGAGUAUGGAGCUGAGAGGAAGAUCAGUCGACACAGCGUGCUCGGGGCGACUGUCAGCGUCGGAGUGCCUCAAGGUGUCACUUUAAAAAUCAAACUGAACAGAGCCAGUCAGACCUAUUUCUUCCCCAUCCACCUAACGGACCAGCUCCUGCCUAGUGCGGUAUUUUACGCCACGGUUGGACCUUUGGUUUUCUACCUCGCCAUGCAGCAGCUUAUUAUUCGACCCUAUGUGCGGGCCCAGAAGGAACAAGAGUUGGAGAAGCAGAGGGAGAGCUCAGCCUCUAAUAUAGCCAGGAAGAAACAGGAGGCAGAGGCUGCGGUUUUGCUCAUGCAGGAGUCUGUGCGCAGGAUCAUUGAAGCUGAAGAGUCCAGAAUGGGCCUCAUCAUUCUCAACGCAUGGUACGGCAAAUUUGUCACGGACAACAGCCGAAAACACGAGAGGGCAAAGGUCAUUGAUGUGACUGUGCCACUGCAGUGUCUGGUGAAAGACUCCAAACUCAUCCUCACUGAGGCCUCAAAGUCGGGACUCCCUGGCUUCUAUGACCCCUGCGUCGGGGAGGAGAAGAGCCUCAAGGUGCUGUAUCAGUUCCGUGGAGUCAUGCAUCAAGUCUUGUCAGGAGACACAGAACCACUCAGGAUACCAAAGCAAUCUCACAGGAUCGAUGCAGACACAUAGGAGUUCCUCUGCUGCCCAAGACAACUCAUCUCUCCAAUGCUGGACAGAAGAUGGGAACGCUCAAUUUUAGAAACCAGAUGGAUUUUUGUCUUUGUUACUCAGAACCCAUAGAUUUAACUGCUUGUCUUUAUAUUCAUUUUAAACUUUCAAAGCAAAGUUAUUUCAUCACAGUCUAAGUUUAUUUAAAAAUAGAACAUUAUCAAGGGACAGGGUCCGGAGUCUGCAAAUGUGACAGCAAAAUGAAUGGUUACCACGGCGAUUGGAGUCUGCUAGCCCCUGUGGUACCCAUUUAUUUGGUAUGGCUUUGUUUGUUUCACACUGAGUUCUGUGUUGAGCAAAAACUUCAGUGCCUACUUGAUUGAAAAUAUGACAAAACCUCUGAUAACUUGCCAUAUUAUUAAAGAAUCUCUCUCAUGUUGAUCAAAUUAAACCAGUAUUUUACAG